UUUUUUCUCUAGUUUAUUUUUAUAUUUGCUAUUUUUUUUAACAUUAUUUUAAUUCUUUAUUAUUAUCUUUCAAAAAAAAGUUUGUCUCGGCGAGUGCGGGGGACACGACUCACACUGCCGGCUGACGUCACCGAUUGGAGGCAGAGAUCCGUGGCUCUACAAGGUUUGGACUCCGAACCGUUUCGACACAUCGUUCUCACUUCCCACUGGCGCACUCUCUGCUUCUCUACUUCCCUGCUUCCCAUCGCCGGCGUCCGCCGCAGCCGCACACAUUCGUUGCAGCUACACACAUUCUUGGCAGCAGCAAGCCUUAAAUUCUGUUCUUAUAUUUACGUCUAUGCAUUUCUUCCUCAGUGCUACUUCUUUUAUUAGAAAAAAGAAAGCAUAGCAUUACCUUAUACUGUUAUUUUGUUCAUCUUCUCCCCCUUCGUCAUAAUAUCUCUACGUUUUCAGCCAACGCACCAAAAAACCAACCUUUUUGUAAGCUGCAAGCCACGUGAUUAAGGAGUAGUGUUACGGAGAUGAUUGAUCCGGAAGAGAUAUCCCAAAUGUGGAGUCCAUUUCUUAACUAUCUCUUCAAGCUAGAGAAGGAACUGAAAUGCUUCAAAUGCAAGGGUUUGUUUAAAAGACCAAAAUUAUUACCGUGUAAUCACAUAGUUUGCAGCGACUGUAUUAUCACUCCUUUAACCCGUCAACGUUCUGUUUGCCAUUCUUGUCAGAACCCUUUUCGAUACGAAGACACUAGGGAUGCUCUUUACGUAGAAAGGAUGGUGAGCCUUUUUCAAGAGAUGGAUGCUGCUAUUGGCAGCAUUAUUCAACAGAGACCAUCACCUAAAAAUGUGCCUGGUGAUAAAUCACAAGGAGUACAUAAUGUACAAGAUAAAUCAAGUCAUUCAUGCCUCUCCAAAAAAGUUUCACUUGAAGGAGAUGAACCAUCAGAAGUACAUAAUGGACAAGAUAAACCAAGCCAUUUAUGCCUCUCUAAACAAGGUUCACUUGCAGGAGAUGAACCACCAGGAGAACAUAAUGCACAAGAUAAACCAAGCCAUUCAUGCCUCUCAAAAAAAAAUUCACUUGCAGAAGAUGAACCAUCAGGAGUACAUAAUGCACAAGAUAGGCCAAGCCAUUCAGGUUUACAUGGUUUUCCAUCUUCCAAUUACAGGACUUCAAAAAGAAGAGUAGAUGAAGGAAACUAUGAAGAAAUGCAAAAUAGAAGCACGAAUUCUGAAGAAGUGCCCGGCUUAAAAAAACAUUUGAACCUGAAGGAGUCCAGUUAUUUCCCUUCAUUUGGUGAAAAUUCUGAUUCUAAAUUGCACAAAUAUAAUAGUUAUCCUGAACAAAAUCUCAAAGCCUCUUCUCGAAUGAAAUAUGGUGCUUCUCGACUCAAGCAUUUCAAGAAAGCAAAGACGGGAAAGAAAGCAAAUUCCUGGAAUAAUGCUAGUCCAGAUUAUCAUAGUGGUAGACAUUUGUUUGGUGAUGAAUGCGCAUUUUGCCAUUCGUUUCGAAUUACGGAGGCUUCUGGACCUAUGUAUUGCUACAAAGAUGGAAAACUCACUGCAUUGGAGGAAGCAAACCAGCCUGAUGGAAUAUAUGUUCAUGAAAAGUGCGUUGUAUGGGCUCCCCAAGUGUAUUUUUCUGGAGAAAUCGUGAAAAACUUUGAGUUAGAACUAAAGCGAGCAUCAAAGUUAAAAUGCAGCAAAUGUGGGUUGAAAGGUGCUGCUCUUGGUUGUUAUGAUAACAACUGUCUUAAGAGCUAUCAUGCCACUUGUGCAGUUCAAAUCCCAGAUUGUCGAUGGGAUUAUAGAACUUUUCAUGUUUUGUGCCCUUCCCACUCUUUGGGAAAAUUACCAUGUGAUGAUGAUUCUGGGAAGAACAACGGUACACAUCUCCCAUCUAUUCAGAUAGAAUCUUCUAAACCUUUGGGGAAGCUAAAAGAUGAUCGAAAUGAUAAUUGUGUUGCUGCAAUGGAUGUUUCAAAUGAAAUGAUAUUCAUGGGCUCUGAUCUCAUGGCUUCAGAAAAGAACCUCCUUGUUCAAUUGGCUAGCUUGAUUGGUGGAAAGGUGAUUGAAAGAUGGACGCCUGAGGUAACACACGUUAUUGUUUCAACUAGUCAGUGUGGUGCUUGCAGAAGAACAUAUGAUUUCCUAUUGACUGUUUUGAGUUGGAAAUGGAUUCUCACAACAAAGUGGGUUAAGGUUAGCUUGGAGUUAGGACAUCUGGUCGAGGAAGAGCCAUUUGAAGUCAGGUUUGAUGAAAAAGGUUUUGUAGAUGGACCCAAGAAAAAAAGGCAUAGUAUAAUCGACAAGGCAAAAAACUUAUUUGCAGGUCUGCACUUUUAUAUAAGCAAACACUUCGAUCAAUCAUCUGAACAGUCUCUUCGAGAACUUGUUGUGGCUAGUGGUGGAAGGGUGUUGGAGGUGGAUUCUUUGAUGCUGAAGGACCCUUCUCCAAGUGCAUCUUCAUUUGAAUCAUUUCUGUAUUUCAUUUACAAUGAAGACUAUCCGAAGGAUUAUAAUCCGAGAGAUUUUAUGAAGAUUAAAGAUGAAAGAUGUGAAGAAGUAAUAGACAUGUUUGUGAAGACUGGUGCCCGAGCAGCAAGUAAUAAUAGAGUUUUGGAUGCCAUUGCUACUUUGGACGUCAAAAUUUUGGAUGUUAUAUGCCUCGAUCAAGCAAACUAGUGACUUUGAUGCUUUUGCUCUUUCGGUGGAAUUUUAACUUUUUUUGUUAUUGUGGGGUUGCAGUGCUCCUUUUUGCUAUGCUUACAGCCAAUUGGCAAUGGAUGUAAAAUUGGAUGGUCUUCAUUUUGCUUGAUUGUAUGCUAAAGUUUCUUCUUGUAAAUUGGAUGGAAAUGAAGUUACUUGUGAUUGGUUUGCAAUCAACUUCUCUUACUGAAAGGUUCA
This is a messenger RNA of Zingiber officinale, 2900 nucleotides long. Its product is annotated as protein BREAST CANCER SUSCEPTIBILITY 1 homolog. Bases 522 to 2678 code for a protein of 718 amino acids. Lineage: Eukaryota; Viridiplantae; Streptophyta; Magnoliopsida; Zingiberales; Zingiberaceae. The record is from RefSeq and is a predicted model, not a curated record. Gene Ontology annotation, biological process: negative regulation of fatty acid biosynthetic process; double-strand break repair via homologous recombination; positive regulation of transcription by RNA polymerase II. Gene Ontology annotation, molecular function: ubiquitin-protein transferase activity. The transcript has 14 exons. Gene Ontology annotation, cellular component: BRCA1-BARD1 complex; plasma membrane; BRCA1-A complex.